Molecule: messenger RNA, 1292 nt
Organism: Cryptotermes secundus
Lineage: Eukaryota; Metazoa; Arthropoda; Insecta; Blattodea; Kalotermitidae
Exons: 5
Coding region: 26-559 (177 amino acids)
Source: RefSeq, a predicted model, not a curated record
UUAUGGACUGCACAAAGAAACUGAUAUGACAGCAGAUCAUGUGUGUGAAGUCUGUCAUAAGCCUGAAGAGAAUCGUUGGUGCACAGACCCAAAGCUUUUGUCACUCUCCAUGCAACAAAGACAGGAAGUGUGCUUAUACCGUCGGACCUUGGCCUGCAUACAGUUGUGUCGUGUUACUCCUUCCUUCAUAUCUCAAGAAUUGGAUGUUCCAGAAGAUAUCGCCCAGCUUCUCUUUGAACAUCUUGAAAUGGACGGUGUCCUCAGACCUUCUCGUAAUAAAGGAAUGCCUCGUUCCAUAAAUCAGAAGGUGCUGAAGAAUGAAUUGCUGCCUAAAUACUUUGGUUCUACUGCAGAUUUGGGUUCCCACAAAUACAUCUUUAAGUCUGAUGAUCCUAUGGACAAUAGGACAAAGGAUUUAAAGGCAAUGACUCUUUCUCCAAAGGCUUCAGAAUGCAACUGGCAAAAGAGAGUGUGCACUGGCAAGAUGAAACUUGUCGUAGAAGAUGAGAAACCUGCCCGUAAGAGACAGAAGACUUCACAAACUGAUGUAAUUCUUUAGAUUUGUGAACUGUUUGCUAUGAUUUGCUGGUAAAGUAAUGCCAGUAUAUCACAAGAUUACAGCAGUAAUAUUAUUUGACUGUUUCAUGGUUUUAUGUCCAAUCAUCCUGUUCUUCUGUAUUCUUUAACAUAAAAACAAGCUACCAGUCACCAUUUAAAAACAGCAGUCUGAUUUAUUAUAAUUUCAAAUUAAAUGAUUUAUUUAAAGGUUAUCAUAAAAACAAAUUUUAUUUUCAUUUUUUUUAAAUUUAUUUUCAGUAUUUAAUAAACAUGAAAAUAAUUAUUUAAGACUUAAUGUUUACUGUCCCAUUAACAUUAAUUUAAAAAAUUAAAAUAAUAGAUUAUAAGACUGUUCUGACAUUUUCUGAUGCAGAAAUAAUACCACAUAUCAAUAUUUACUGAAAAAGAAUGUUGUUUUUUUAAUUACUGUUCAUUAUUCAAUAACUUAUUAUUAAGCUAUCCUGAAUUUAAGAAAAUCAGAAACAAUAGAUUAUAAGGCUGACUGUUUUUUCUGUUGCUGAAAUUAUCAGUUUAUUAAACAGGAAAUGUAUUAAUAUUGCAAUUAAUUUGACUUCUGUUAUUAGUGUUCAAUGAUGUCAAUACUUUUUCUGGUGUUCAUCUUUCUUAGAACAAGUUACCAAACAGUUACUGUUCAUCACUCUGUUCCAGUUAAAGUACAUGUAUUCAUAUUUAAAGUGUUUUCACCUAAAUAUUUCAUGUUGUAAUAUUCUAGU